Messenger RNA from Paracoccidioides brasiliensis Pb18, 582 nucleotides. RefSeq lists its product as uncharacterized. The transcript has a single exon. The record is from RefSeq and is a predicted model, not a curated record. The coding region runs from base 1 to 582 and encodes 193 amino acids.
AUGACUCUGUUCCGCUGCAGUUUCACAAUAACGGGGGUUUCCUGGGUAUGCCCGCGAUCGUAUUCGAGAUUUGGACCGAAUCUCGCUGCGAGAUCAGAGCAUAUUGCAGCCUUAAACGGUUCAAAACAUGUGAUUAUGACACUGUGCCCAGUAUUCUAUGGCUUUAUGCUAGCUAUUGACAUUGCCAACUGUACCCCACAUCUGGAUGCGUUUCGACAUGAUGCAGGUCUUCCAUCAUCCAUUCUUAUUGAACACCUGCCAAAGCCUUUGGUAAUGAACUGUGUUACUUAUUCAAAAGAGCGUAUGCAGAGAGCUGUCAUCGGCAUUCAGCAAGUUCACUCAGCUUUCAUUGAGCAUAAUGAUCCCUACCCGAAGAACAUUCUCAUUGUUCCUGGCCAUCUUGAGAGAGUUGUCUGGGUUGAUCUUGAUGUUGCAAUUGCUUAUCCCAAUGACAUUUACAUUGGAAAGAACGGACGCAGCCGGAUUGAGUUUGAAACUGAAGUUGUUAAAAGCUUUGGACAGCUUCUUGUUCGUCUCCACAGGGACGCAUUUGCUUGCUUUCCCUGGCCUGAUAGAGGCUGA